Molecule: messenger RNA, 953 nt
Organism: Rotaria sp. Silwood1
Lineage: Eukaryota; Metazoa; Rotifera; Eurotatoria; Philodinida; Philodinidae
Source: the annotation of a GenBank genome assembly
UACAGAAAAAAAAAGAAUCAUUUUCGCUUUUAUAAAUUAUGAAACUGUGAGAGAGCUUAUGGUCAAUUCUACCUUUAUGAACAAAAAUUGUAAUGAAAAGCUAUAUUAGAAACGCAUCAAAAGACUUCUUAGGAUUUCAGAAGUCUUUCUUAAAACUUCUAUAUCACUAAGAUGAUUAGGUCUUGAUUUUUUAUUGAAUGUCUUUUUUCUCUAUCGUAAUUAGAAAUAUUGAUGAAUGGUUAAUAUCUUUUGAACAAUGUACUAAUCGUCUUUUAACUAAAACAAAAUCUCAAAUUGAUUUAUAUAAUUUAAUAAAUCAUUUAUUCAAAUAUUUUACUAUAUUUACUACGAAUUCAAUAAAUCUGUUAAAAACUCUUAUACAAUUUUUUGUAUGUCAACAAUCAAUUGAUCAAAAACAUUUAUCAAAAUUAUUUGCAAAUAUUCUUAAACAUAAAAAUUUUCUUGAACAACUUUCAUCAUUAUCAAAUUGUUCAAUGUUAGUUGAUAUACUUUGUUUAUUUGUUUCAAAUUAUGAUUCAAAUCAAUCAUCAAUAAUAAUUGAUUGUUCAAAACAUUUUCCUAUGUUAUUAUCAAUAUAUAAUCCAACAUUAUCUAAAAAUAAUCAACAUACAUUAGCUUGUAUGUAUACAUAUGAAAAAUAUGGUUAUUCAAUGAAAUCAGCUUUUAUUUGGGGUGAAGCAGCAUUAAAAUUAUAUAGUACAACAACAGAUACAAAAAAUAUUUUAUUACAAACAUCAAAAUUAGAACAAAUAAUGAAUUUAUUAGAUGAUAAAAUGAUGAUUAAAUCGAUUUUAUUUUAUCCAGUUAAAAGAAGAUUACGAAUAAUUGAACCACAAAUAUAUGAAGAAGGUGAUCAAAUUUAUGAUCCAGUUUAUUUAAUACCUGUCUUUUAUCAUUCACUUGGUCCAGGUAAAAUGAUCAAAAAAAUUUGA